Messenger RNA from Coregonus sp. 'balchen', 9037 nucleotides. NCBI's taxonomy places the organism in Eukaryota, Metazoa, Chordata, Actinopteri, Salmoniformes, Salmonidae. The record is from the annotation of a GenBank genome assembly.
AUUACGUCAUUCAGGCAGGUGCUUUUUUUACUUGCAGUUUUCAGACAAGACUAUAAAGCAGCAGCCCGUUUAGCACUUGCAUCAUAGCCUUUAUAGUUGAUGCACAUCGAUAACGCUAACAUUUAAUUCAAUAAGCCAAUAUUCAGUCGCCCGAAUAGAAUAACAUUUGGUGCUUUGCAAUUGGAGCCUGCUGUAUAUGGACGGGACUUCCAUGCAUUUGUCCGUGCUGUAGAAGGAAAAGAGAGCCCUUUGCACCGAGCAGAAAAGAAGGUACGUUGACAGCUAAGUUGGCUAAGUCUUUUUAAAUGUCCGCAUUCCAAAACGACGACAUUUUGUCAUUUUACGUCUCAAUCUCGACCAUUAUGCAUGAAUAUGAACGUCUCCCCGUGACAGUGUUAUUGUUAACUGACAGACAGCAGUCGCUUCGAGGCUCGUAGCUAACAGCUGAUGAUGAACGUCAUAAUAUCAGCAUUUUGCAUUAGCCGACCGGCUACCGAGCUACGGCAUAGUGGUAUAUUGGUUACAUUCCGUGGGAGGUCGGUCGACGUGACCGCUGUUAUUUAGAUGUAGUUUGUGUCCAGUAUCUGAUAGUUAGCUACAUUACAUCGUCAUAACUGUCAUACUGUCAAGUCGUUUUUUAUCUCGUUGCAAUAUGUUGUGUGCGGCAGAAGUAGCCCUAAUGCGUGCAGCUUUGAGUGGGUUUGCUUUAGCAGUCGUUUCGUGGAGAUUGUCGUUGUUUGUAGAUUCAAAAGAGGGCAAUAAUAGACAUGUUGUGCAACAUCAUUUCCACUGGACACGGUAGCAAUAACACCGGACUAGGAGCUGUCUUCUCGACACGGUAGCAAUAACACCGGACUAGGAGCUGUCUCUUCUCCAAGCACAUAGGCUAGGCUACUGUAGCAAGUGACCGACGUGUUUGGAAACAAGCCUACAAGGGUACAUAGCAAAGUGCAUGAAGACACACUACUGGUCACUCACUACUGGUCACUCACUACUGGUCACUCACUACUGCCUAUAUCCACCAUAGCACUACAGUGCUAUGAAAAAGUAUUUUGCCCCCUUUCUAAUUUUCUCUACUUUUGCAUAUUUGUGAUACUGAAUGUUAUCAGAUCUUCAACCAAAACCUAAUUAUUAGAUAAAGGGAACAUAAGUGAACAAAUAACACAACAACUACAUAUUUUAUUUCAUAAACAAAGUUAUGCAACACCCAAUUCCCCUGUGUGAAAAAGUAAUUGCCCCCUUACACUCAAUAACUGGUUGUGUGAAAACCAAACUGCAUUCCACACUAAGAACAUCAUACCAAAGGUCAAGCAUGGUGGUGGUGUGAUGGUUUGGGGAUGCUUUGCUGCCUCAGGACCUGGACGACUUGCCUUAAUAGAAGGAACCAUGAAUUCUGCUCUGUAUCAGAGAAUUCUACAGGAGAAUAUCAGGCCAUCCGUCUGUGAGCUGAAGCUGAAGCGCAGCUGGGUCAUGCAGCAAGACAAUGAUCCAAAACACACAAUCAAGUCUACAUGAAAAUUGCUAAAAAGCAACAAAUUGGAAGUUUUGGAAUGGCCUAGUCAAAGUCCAGACCUAAUCCCAAUUGAGAUGUUGUGGCAGGACUUGAAACGAGCAGUUCAUGCUUGAAAACCCACACGUCACUGAGUUAAAGCAGUUCUGCAUGGAAGAGUGGGCCAAAAUUCCUCCACAGCGACGUGAGAGACUGAUCAACAACUACAGGAAGCAUUUGGUUGGAGUCAUUGUAGCUAAAGGUGGCACAACCAGUUAUUGAGUGUAAGAGGGCAAUUACUUUUUCACACAGGGGAAUUGGGUGUUGCAUAACUUUGUUUAUGAAAGAAAUGAAAUAAAUAUGUAAUUGUUGUGUUAUUUGUUCACUUAUGUUCCCUUUAUCUAAUAUUAGGUUUUGGUUGAAGAUCUGAUAACAUUCAGUAUCACAAAUAUGCAAAAGUAGAGAAAAUUAGAAAGGAGGCAAAUACUUUUUCAUAGCACUGUGUAUUUCUCAGUGCCUACUAUUGCAGGCGUUAUGCUUUGGUUGUGUUCCUAAAUUCCCUCUGGCUAUCUACUCCGAUUUCAGAGCACUCUCGUCUGACAUGCUGACCAUACCACUCGCGGCUUGCCUGCGAUCAGGACAUGCAAGUUGAAAUAUCAAAACAAACUCUGAACCAACUAUAUUAAUUUGGGGACAGGUCGAAAAGCAUUAAACAUUUAUGGCAAUUUAGCUAGCUUUCUGUUGCUAGCUAAUUUGGCCUGGGAUAUAAACAUUGGGUUGUUAUUUUACCUGAAAUGCACACGGUCCUCUACUCCGACAAUUAAUCCACAGAUAAAAGGGUAAACCGAGUUAGUUUCUAGCAAUCUCUCCUCCUUCAGUCUUCUUCUUUGGACUUUUAAAUGGCGAUUGGCAACCAACUUUAUGGUGCAUUACCCCCACCAACUGGACUCAAAUGUGGACCUCAGUUCAUCUUUCAAUCACCCACGUGGGUAUAGUGGGUACUCCUAAAAACCAAUGAGGGGAUGGGAGAGGCGGGACUUGCAGCGCGUCAAGCGUCACAAAUGGAACCAAAUUCUAUUUUAGCGCCUGGCUACGCAGAUGCUCGCGAGGAGUGUAGGUGCAAUGAUUGAAUAGCAUGUAUGUGUACAUUUAUUUUGCAACGCUCGAGCACGUAACGUGAGAGGUGUGGUCAGCAUGUAACUGUGCUGCUGGCAACAAUUUAAUAACGUUUUUUUUGCCGACGUUUACUGACACCGGUCAAUAUUCAACGGGUGUUGAGCGUUAUUCUGCUCACAUGCUGACCACACCGCUCGCGCAAAAUAAAUGUACACAUACAUGCUAUUCAAUCAUUGCACCCACACUCCUCGCGAGCGUCUGCGUAGCCAGGCGCUAAAAUAGAAUUUGGUUCUAUUUGUGACGCUUGAUGCGCUGCAAGUCCCGCCUCUCCCAUCCCCUCAUUGGUUUUUAGGAGCAUAUACCCACGUGGGUGAUCGAAAGAUGAACUGAGGUCCACACUCCAGUCCAGUCGGUGGGGGUAAUGCACCAUAAAGUUGGUUGCCAACCGCCAGAUAAAGUCCAAAGAAGAAGACUGAAGGAGGAGAGAUUGCUAGAAACUAACUCGGUUUACCCUUUUAUCUGUGGAUUAACAACCCAAUGUUUAUAUCCCAGGACAAAUUAGCUAACAACAGCAAGCUAGCUAGCUAAAUUGCCAUGAAUGUUACGUGCGUUUCGACCUGUCCCCAAAGUAAUAUAGUUGGUUCAGAGUUCGUGUUUUUUUAUUUUUUUUAUUUCACCUUUAUUUAACCAGGUAAGCCAGUUGAGAACAGGUUCUCAUUUACAACUGCGACCUGGCCAAGAUAAAGCAUAGUAGUGCAAUAAAACAACAACACAGAGUUACAUAUGGGGUAAAAAACAUAAAGUCAGAAAUACAACAGAAAAUAUAUAUACAGUGUGUGCAAAUGUAGCAAGUUAUGGAGGUAAGGCAAUAAAUAGGCUAUAGUGCAGAAUAAUUACAAUAGUAUUAUGUGUCCUGAUCGCGUUUGGUGUGGAUGGACAAAAUCAACAUAUCAUAUAAUAUGCCAUUUUUAUAUAAUAUGCCAUUUAGCAGACACUUUUAUCCAAAGCGACUUACAGUCAUGUGCGCAUACAUUUUUACGUAUGGGUGGUCCCGGGGAUCGAACCCACUACCCUGGCAUUACAAGCGCCAUGCUCUACCAGCUGAGCUACAGAGGACCACAGUGUUAUAUGCGAUGGCGCAUGGUCGAUCUAGUCAGCGUGUUACAGUCCCCAACGCUCUGGAUAACAUGAAAACAGCCUAACCAGCUCUGCUAGGGCGAAUAAAAUGGUCAGAGUGAGCUGUUCUCUCAUUUUUUUGUCAGGAAUUAGCUAGCUAGCAAGCUAGCCAACGUUAGCCAGUUAGCUUGGGUGCUUGACUGCCGUUGUGAGGUCAGAACGCUCGGAUCAACCCUACUCCUCGGCCAGAGCGUCCAGUGUGUGCGCUCUGAAUGCUCAGAGAGCGAAACACUCUUAAUUUAUAAACGGACAAUUUGACAACGCUCUUCAUUUACGAACGCACAGAGCGCACUCUGAGCGCACUCUGGCACUCCAGGUUGAAUUUACGAACACAGCCAUUAUCAUUAUCCUAAUAUUAUCCUAACAUAACCAGUCCAUCCUGCAGUCUGUAUAUUAUAGGGUGGUGUUGUGGAGCGUAAUGCUGGGUUGCAGCUCACGAAGAGGAGGAGGCUGCUAUCUGGGAUGGCUUCUGACCUUAACCCUGACCCUGCCUCUGGCCUCCCUACAGAUGGACCACCAUGGACUCCAAGGUAGGGUCAAGGACCAGGGAGGAUGGGCAGGGAGCAUGUAGCAAAUUCAAGAGAUAUAUAUUAUUACAUAUACAUGCCUAUCCCUGUCAGGGCAGUGUUGGCCCCUCUUGUUGCAGGCUUUAUGUUGCCUGUUGCCAUUCUAACAUGACCCUCUCCUCUCCAGGCCACCCCCUCCAUCCUAACCACCAGGCCACCAGAGGGGAGCGGUCUAAGCUGCUGCUGCUGUCCUUCGAUGGGUUCCGCUGGGACUACGUGGACCGUGUCCCCACCCCUAACUUCCACGCCCUGAUGGAGGAGGGGUCAAGAGUUGAGCAGGUUGAGAACGCCUACAUCACAAAGACCUUCCCUGACCACUACACCCUGGUCACCGGGCUGCAUGCCGAGACGCACGGCAUCGUGGGUAACGAGAUGUACGACCCCGACCUUAACGCCUCCUUCUCCAUGGAGACGCAUAGCGCCUAUGAGCCACGCUGGUGGGCUGGGGCAGAGCCUCUGUGGGUGACCAAUCAGAAGCAGGGUGGGCGGAGCGGCGGGGUGAUGUGGCCGGGGUCGGACGUGGAGAUCGGGGGGGCGUACCCGUCACGCUACGUUCCGUACAACGCAUCGGUGAGUUUCGAGAGGCGCGUGGAGACGAUGGUAGCCUGGCUGAUGGGGGAGGGGCCAGGGGAGGGGGUUGGGUCUGUGCAGGGGGGUGUGGACUUUGGCGUGCUAUACUGGGAGGAGCCUGACGAGAGCGGUCACAACCUGGGCCCAGAGAACCCUCUAAUGGACGUGGUCAUCGCUGAUAUAGACGACAAGCUCGGCUUCCUCCGCAACGAGCUGCGCAAGAAGGGUCUGUACCUACUGUCUAUGUACAUUAUACAAUAUCAAUAGUCGUAGAACAGGGGUGGCAAAUGGUUUCUCUCAGGCCCCCCUUCCAGCAUUUGGAACAUCCCCUCCUGUGUCCAUCUGUUUCUAUGGACACAAGCAAUGUUCAUGACACAACUGUUUACGCCCCUCUUUUUGGCGGAGAGAAAAUGUUGCAGCUUUAAAGCUUAGUUCCUGCAAUUCUACACAUUUUGUCUUGGGGUGCAGAGAACCUUUUGCAGUUUUAAAAACAUAUGUUCUUGCAGUUCUAUUCAUUUUGCCAUGUCUAAUGUGUACUCGUGAUAUUUGAGAGACUCAAACAUUACUACAAUAUCUAUGGGCUAGAAAACGUUAGCUGGCAUGGGCAAGUUGAUCUGGACAUUUCUGACAAGUUAUAAAUAUCUCUCUAAGGUCUGAAAUGACUGACAUGACAAGAGGAAUACUGAUGAUGCACGACCCAAUUUAGACAUUUCACCUUGUGCAUUCUACUAUUACAACUUUCAAGAGGAAGUUGAAAGCCGGACUGAGUUCCUUAAAACAAUAAAAUGUUUGGGAACAACUGAUGUAGACUGUCUGGUCUGUAUCUCUCUAUAGAACCACUGAUGUAGACUGUCUGGUCUGUAUCUCUCUAUAGAACCACUGAUGUAGAAUGUCUGGUCUGUAUCUCUCUAUAGAACCACUGAUGUAGACUGUCUGGUCUGUAUCUCUCUGUAGAACCACUGAUGUAGACUGUCUGGUCUGUAUCUCUCUAUAGAACCACUGAUGUAGACUGUCUGGUCUGUAUCUCUCUAUAGAACCACUGAUGUAGACUGUCUGGUCUGUAUCUCUCUAUAGAACCGAAGCCGGUCUGUUUCUUUAGGAAGAUAACAUAGGAACUCUGGUCUAAUCUUGAGACAUGUAAAUUAAUCAAUUUAUCUAGAGACGCAUGUAAUUGAUCAAUUCAUCAAAUAAAUAUUUAAUUAUUGGUCAAUUAAAUGUAAUUAAUUAAUUUUAUUCUGACUGCAUUCCUAGGUCUGUACGAGAGUGUGAACCUGAUUGUGACCAGUGAUCAUGGCAUGACCCAGUUGUCCAUGGACAAGGUGAUCGAGCUGGACCAAUACCUAGACAGAGACCUCUACACCUGGGUGGACAAGAGCCCCGUGGUGGGAAUACUACCGAGAGAAGGUAGGAUACUGGGAAUACUACCUAGAGAAGGUAGGAUACUGGGAAUACUACCUAGAGAAGGUAGGGUACUGGGAAUACUACCUAGAGAAGGUAGGAUCCUGGGAAUACUACCUAGAGAAGGUAGGAUCCUGGGAAUACUACUUAGAUAAGGUAGGAUCCUGGGAAUACUACCUAGAGAAGGUAGGAUCCUGGGAAUACUACCUAGAGAAGGUAGGAUCCUGGGAAUACUACCUAGAGAAGGUAGGAUCCUGGGAAUACUACCUAGAGAAGGUAGAAUCCUGGGAAUAAUACCUAGAGAAGGUAGGAUCCUGGGAAUACUACCUAGAGAAGGUAGGAUCCUGGGAAUACUACCUAGAGAAGGUAGGAUCCUGGGAAUAAUACCUAGAGAAGGUAGGAUCCUGGGAAUAAUACCUAGAGAAGGUAGGAUCCUGGGAAUAAUACCUAGAGAAGGUAGGAAUACUGGGAAUACCACCUAGAGAAGGUAGAAAUACUGGGAAUACCACCUAGAGAAGGUAGGAAUACUGGGAAUACCACCUAGAGAAGGUAGGAUACUGGGAAUACCACCUAGAGAAGGUAGGAUACUGGGAAUACUACCUAGAGAAGGUAGGAUACUGGGAAUACUACCUAGAGAAGGUAGGAUACUGGGAAUACUACCUAGAGAAGGUAGGAUCCUGGGAAUACUACCUAGAGAAGGUAGAAUCCUGGGAAUAAUACCUAGAGAAGGUAGGAUCCUGGGAAUACUACCUAGAGAAGGUAGGAUCCUGGGAAUACUACCUAGAGAAGGUAGGAUCCUGGGAAUACUACCUAGAGAAGGUAGGAUCCUGGGAAUACUACCUAGAGAAGGUAGGAUCCUGGGAAUAAUACCUAGAGAAGGUAGGAUCCUGGGAAUAAUACCUAGAGAAGGUAGGAAUACUGGGAAUACCACCUAGAGAAGGUAGAAAUACUGGGAAUACCACCUAGAGAAGGUAGGAAUACUGGGAAUACCACCUAGAGAAGGUAGGAUACUGGGAAUACCACCUAGAGAAGGUAGGAUCCUGGGAAUAAUACCUAGAGAAGGUAGGAAUACUGGGAAUACCACCUAGAGAAGGUAGGAAUACUGGGAAUACUACCUAGAGAAGGUAGGAUACUGGGAAUACUACCUAGAGAAGGUAGGAUACUGGGAAUACUACCUAGAGAAAGAAGGAUACUGGGAAUACUACCUAGAGAAGGUAGGAUACUGGGAAUACUACCUAGAGAAGGUAGGAUACUGGGAAUACUACCUAGAGAAGGUAGGAUACUGGGAAUACUACCUAGAGAAAGAAGGAUACUGGGAAUACUACCUAGAGAAGGUAGGAUACUGGGAAUACUACCUAGAGAAGGUAGGAUACUGGGAAUACUACCUAGAGAAGGUAGGAUACUGGGAAUACUACCUAGAGAAGGUAGGAUCCUGGGAAUACUACAUAGAGAAGGUAGGAUCCUGGGAAUACUACCUAGAGAAGGUAGGAUACUGGGAAUACUACCUAGAGAAGGUAGGAUACUGGGAAUACUACCUAGAGAAGGUAGGAUACUGGGAAUACUACCUAGAGAAGGUAGGAUACUGGGAAUACUACCUAGAGAAGGUAGGAUCCUGGGAAUACUACCUAGAGAAGGUAGGAUCCUGGGAAUACUACAUAGAGAAGGUAGGAUCCUGGGAAUACUACCUAGAGAAGGUAGGAUCCUGGGAAUACUACCUAGAGAAGGUAGGAUCCUGGGAAUACUACCUAGAGAAGGUAGGAUCCUGGGAAUACUACCUAGAGAAGGUAGGAUCCUGCCUAGAGAAAUAGUCUGUAACUGUCUGUUUUACCUGUCCUGUAGGUAAGUUAGAGGAGGUUUAUAGUGCGCUGGUGGAGGCCAAUCCCAACAUGGUGGUGUAUAGGAGGGAACAGAUCCCUGACCGUUUCCACUACCGUCACAACAACAGGAUCAUGCCCAUCAUUAUCGAGGCCAAGGAGGGCUGGACCAUCACCCAGAACAGAACCACUGGACCACACAUGUGUAAGGAAAUACUAUGUCAACUAAAACCGGUACUAACAUGUGUAAGGAAAUAUUACAACACAUAACCUGCCAAAUUCCAAUUUGAGAUAGUAGUAUUAUAACUAAGACUUUCACAAGUUCAAAUCAUUAGGCUGUCAGUUGGACAUUUGAGUUACCAAUAUUAGGAUUCAGUCCACAAUGACCGUGUAAUUAACAGUAAACGUGUUCCAAGUGUGUUUUUAAUGUUCUAAAUGUGUUAAUCCUGUUUUAACACGCUUCUCUCUCUCUGUAUUUCACAGUGGGUAACCACGGCUAUGACAACACCCUACCCAGCAUGCACCCUGUCUUCGUGGCGCGUGGCCCCGCCUUCCGUCAGAACUACAUGAAGAGUUCCAUGCGUUCCGUUGACCUCUACCCCCUCAUGUGUCACAUCCUGUCUGUCCGGCCCCGCCCCAACAAUGGUUCUCUAGCCCGGGUUAGGGACCUCCUCUCUGAGCCCUCCCCCCCCACACCCUCCACCCCCCUGGAGGGCAGAUACCAGCCUUCCUUCGCCAACACCCUGGGCGUGGUCCUGGGGGUUGUCAUGGUGACAGGGUUCCUGGUGGUUAUCAUCAAACAGAUGACGCUCCGACAACUACCCAGCAGGCACUUCAGGAGCAGAGAGAUGGCGCAGCCGCUACUACAGGAAGAUCUACAGCUUUAGAGGAGAGGAGAGGAGAGGAGA